AUGUCGCCGGUGAUCGGAGAAAACGCACCUCUCUUGUCAGGAUCCAAGCCUUCUUCAAAACCAGCAACGGUUUCCGGUGCGGUGUUCAAUGUCGCAACGAGCGUAAUUGGCGCCGGAAUUAUGUCUCUUCCGGCGACUCUGAAGGUUCUCGGUGUGAUUCCGGCUUUCUUUUUGAUUCUGGUAAUAGCUUUACUGGCUGAAAUUUCGGUUGAAUUUUUAAUGAGGUUUACGCGUUCGGGUGAAACGACGACGUAUUCUGGUGUCAUGAGAGAAGCUUUUGGUCCCUUAGGAGCUGCAGCCACUCAAGUUUGCGUUGUGAUUACUAAUAUGGGGUGUUUAAUCAUGUACCUAAUUAUUAUGGCGGAUGUAUUUUCGGGAAAUAAACCUGAAGGAGUAGUACAUUUGGGUGUUUUGCAACAAUGGUUUGGGAUUCAUUGGUGGAAUUCAAGAGAAUUUGCCUUAAUCUUUACCAUAAUCUUCAUUUUGUUUCCGUUGGUAUUGUACCGUCACGUAGAAUCAUUGAAGUUCAGUUCUGCAGCAUCAACCCUUCUGGCUGUGGCAUUUGUUACAAUAUGUUCUGUGUUGGCAAUCAUUGCUCUUGCGGAAGGAAAAACACAGACACCUAGACUUGUCCCUCGUUUGGACAAACAAACAUCUUUCUUUGAUCUUUUCACUGCAGUUCCGGUCAUUGUAACAGCCUACACAUUUCAUUUUAAUGUACAUCCAAUUGGAUUUGAGCUUGGAAAACCAUCAGAAAUGGCAAAAGCUGUUAGAAUAGCACUAAUCCUAUGCGCACUUGUAUACUUCUCAAUAGGUCUAUUUGGUUACCUUUUAUUUGGUGAUUCGACUCAAUCAGACAUUUUAGUCAAUUUCGACCGCAAUGCUGAUUCAUCUUUUGGUCGUUUACUCAAUACUUUGGUCCGUUUAAGCUAUGCUUUACAUAUCAUGUUGACAUAUCCUGUCCUGAACUUUUCAUUGAGAACCACAGUUGAUGAAUUUCUCUUCCCUAAAAGACCUUUGUUAGUCACAGAUAACAAGAGGUUUAUGAUCUUGACACUGGCUCUGUUGGUUCUUAGUUACAUUGCUGCCGUAGCAAUUCCGGAUAUUUGGUACAUAUUUCAGUUUAUGGGAUCAACCUCUGCUGUUUGUCUUUCCUUUGUUUUCCCUGGUUCUAUUGUUUUAAGGGAUAUUCAUGGUAUAUCAACGAGAAAGGACAAGAUUAUAGCACUUGUUAUGGUUAUACUAGCUGUAGUAACAAGUGUGAUUGCUAUGUCAAACAACAUAUAUAAGCUCUUUUAG
Lathyrus sativus (Indian pea) is the source of this 1299-nucleotide messenger RNA. The record is from the annotation of a GenBank genome assembly. NCBI's taxonomy places the organism in Eukaryota, Viridiplantae, Streptophyta, Magnoliopsida, Fabales, Fabaceae.